AUGAAGAUUCUUCUUUUUCAUUUCCUUUAUUUUAUGUAUAUAUUAAAUUCUCUUACUAUUAUUAUUACUGCUACUAAUACUAAUGCUAUUACUAGUACUAAAUCAGAUUUGUUGAAAUACAAACGGAAUAAAAGAUUUAUUCAACAAUAUAGAACAAUGUCACAGUCAAUGUUUAUGGGUGAUUUAAAAAAGUUGAAUGUACGCCUGCUUGAGGAGGAGUCGAUCGGUAGAGAAGUAGCUAAUUUACAAUUCUUAAUCAAUCAUUCAAUGCCUACUACUUCAGGUAGCAAUAAUAAUAACAAUAACAAUCUAAAUCAACCAACUGAUAACAGUAAUACUCACAGUGGUGAUGAUAACGAUAAAUUGAAAAAGUCGAACAAUUAUUACUAUCAAAUAUUUAAUAGUGAACCACAAUCGAAAUACUUUCAUUUAGACGCACAAACUGGUGUGUUGAGAGUGGCUAGACGAAUAGACAGGGAUCAGUUAUGUCCAACAUUUAAAUCUUGUUGUGCAUAUUCUAGUUAUUCAGAUUAUCGUACAGAUUAUAUGCAUAAACCAUCACAAAUGAAUUUAGCUCAUAAUUCUGUAGAUAAUGAAAAAGUAUCCACUUGUCAGUUGGAUUUAAAUAUACGCUCAGAUGAUCAAUAUACAAAUAUUAUUACAGUUAAUGUACAAAUUAUUGAUAUAAAUGAUAAUGCACCAACAUGGUUAUUAGGAAGUAAAUCAGGAUUUUUAAAUCUUGCAGACGAUUCACAGAAACAGGAUGUGAUGCAUGUUUACGUAUCUGAAAGCAGCCUUAUUGGAGAUACAAUACAACUGACGCCUGCAGUGGAUCAAGAUGCUGGAUCAAAUAACAUAAUCAAAUAUUUGAUUGAACCUCAAGUUCCUGAAUUUGAGUUAGAAUGGACAUCAUUAGAUAGAGAUACAUCGAUUACAAAUCUUCAAGUGUCUGAUGAUUUACAAUCCAAUGUAAUAUCUUCAUUUUCUGAAACUUUGAACAGAUCUCCACCAGGGCCAAGGCAUGAACUCCGAUUAAUUGUUCGAAGCCCGCUAGAUAGAGAAACUGAAUCAUUAUAUGAAUUUAAUUUAACUGCUGUUGAUGGAGGAUCGCCUAGUAGAAAUGCAACAAUUUUAUUACAAGUGCAUGUAACAGAUUUCAAUGAUAAUUCUCCAAUCUUUGAAAAAGAUACUUACAUUGUGGAUUUACGGGAAAAUGCCAGACCACAUACACCCGUCGUACAGGUUAAAGCGACUGAUAUUGACGAAGGAAGUAAUGCUCAAAUUAAAUAUCGAAUAAGUUCACUAACUAAACCAGAAUUUAUGCGAUUAUUUGCUUUGGAUCCAAUUACUGGUUGGAUACAUGUUCAAUGGGAAGUAGACUAUGAAAUCCACAAGAAGAUAAUACUGACUGUUGAAGCCAGUGACGGAGGAACUUUACCUAGAAGCACCACAUGUAUUGUUGAAAUUACUGUGUUGGAUGAAAAUGAUCAUUCACCUGAAUUACACUUUGAACCAGCGCAUUUAACAAAUUAUGCACUAGUACCAGAGAAUGAAAAACCUGGCCGACUGGUUGCCGUUUUUACAGCACAGGAUAAAGAUAGCGGAGAUAAUGGACGACGUUCUGAAAGUGUAGAUACAUGUGAAGAUAUGAAGAUUCUCAGGGAUAAUGCUAAACUCACCUAUUGGUUAAGUGGACAAAACGCUGAUUUUAUUGAAGUGAAUAAAAUCACUGGUCAUUUAAGUACACAAAAGGCAUUAGACAGAGAAAUGUUGCACGAGCUACGCUUCCAUGUUCAUGCUGCAGAUAGUGGUUUGCCUAGUUUGAAUGCUACUGCUGAUGUUACAAUUACAAUUCAAGAUGUAAAUGAUAAUCCACCAAGUAUAUUGGAUAAAAUAGAGUUCUAUGUAUUAGAGAAUCAUACAGCAUCUUUAUCAAUUGGAAAGAUUACUGCUCAUGACUUAGAUAUUGGUAGAAAUGCUGAAAUUUCAUAUGCACUUAUCCAAUGCAUAGCAUAUAAGUCAACGAAUUUAAAUACUUCCGAAAUGGCAGAUUUUCAGUCAGCUACAGUAUCUUUUGAUGAUUAUUUAAGAAUUCAAGAAAAAAUAUAUCCCAAUCACUAG
Trichobilharzia regenti is the source of this 2121-nucleotide messenger RNA. The record is from the annotation of a GenBank genome assembly. Lineage: Eukaryota; Metazoa; Platyhelminthes; Trematoda; Strigeidida; Schistosomatidae.